GCCUGGGGAUUUGACGCUGGGGAUUCUUUGAAGUGGAGCCGCAGCAGCGAGCGGAAGGCCGCCACAUUGGAAGGAAAACGACUUUUCACGGCAGUUAAUAAAUUUUUAACUGGUUCAACAAUUGCCCGCGAAUUCCGCCAGCUAAUGACGAGAAACGCGGCCGUCAGUGGCGACGAACCUGACGAGGAGCAGACUUCCGCAGGUGGCACCCCAGACCAGCCUCUGGAUGGGGCUCUGGCCGGGGCGGAAGCGGAGGAGGCGGCAGAGGCGGAGGCUGUGCCACAGGCUGGUGAUGGGGAUACGCCACAGCGACGUCAGAGGCCACGCAGGAAAGAACCACAACGAAGUGCUGCCAUUGGCCCCUUGGAUGGCGACACGGACUCCAGCUCCUGUGACGGAGUGGGCGUGGGCUCUGGCUCGAGGAGGCAGCGUGUCAGCUACGCGCAAAGGAAUCUUCUCGAGCAGGAGGAGGAGGAUGCUGAGGACGGCGAAGACGGCGAGGAUUACGACUACGAUGAGGAGGAAGAGGAGGAAGAGGAUUACGACGACUACGAGCAGUCAUCCAGGCCCCGCCAGGUGGCUCGCCCCCGCCCGGUGCUGACCAUUGGCGGAGCUCCACGGAGCAAGCGCAAAACGAAAGUCCGUCAGUUCUCGCAGCGCUCCAGCUCCUACGCCCCGGACUCGGGGCACGCCGAUCCGGAUGGCCACGAUGGCGAGGGCGAUGGCGAUAGCGAGAACCAGGACAAGCGUCGCUGUAUCUCCAAGGGGCAAAUGCGCGAGUUUCGAGAGGCCUUCCGUCUCUUCGACAAGGACGGCGAUGGCUGCAUCACCAAGGAGGAACUGGGCACCGUGAUGCGCUCUUUGGGACAAUUUGCCCGCGUCGAGGAGCUACAGGAGAUGCUCCAGGAGAUCGAUGUGGAUGGCGAUGGCAACGUGAGCUUCGAGGAGUUUGUCGACAUCCUCUCGAACAUGACGUACGAGGACAAGUCGGGCCUAUCUUCGGCCGACCAGGAGGAGCGGGAGCUGCGCGAUGCCUUCCGUGUUUUUGAUAAGCACAAUCGCGGCUACAUCACCGCCUCCGAUCUGCGGGCGGUGCUGCAGUGUCUAGGCGAGGACCUCGACGAGGAGGACAUUGAGGACAUGAUCAAGGAGGUUGACGUGGAUGGCGAUGGACGCAUCGAUUUCUAUGAGUUUGUCCAUGCCCUGGGAGAGCCGGAGGACUCGCAGGAGAACGACGACGAGGAGGAGAACACCACAUCGCCUCUGCCCACGCCCAAGUCGGCCAUUUCCCUCAGCUACGAUUGAGCAGGUGCUGGGGGCUGUGGGCAGUGGGCAGUGCCACGAUUGAGUACGAUUGAGGAGUGAGGAAAAUUAAGUUGGGGGAGGGAUGGUCAUCCAUUAUUUAUGGUAUUUAUGGGCCCAUCGAUAGACAGUCUGCAGUGGAAGCAAUAAAUAAUUGAUGGCCAAGAGGUGGUGGGCCUUGACUCGAUGACUCGAUGACUCCUUGAUGACGAUGACAAUGACUCGUCUGCAGUUCAGCUUGAUCGAUUACUCAUCAUAUAUUAAUGGUAUAUUGAUCGUCAUUUAAAUACUCAAACGAUAACUUAUUGACUCGUCGCUGCAAUAAUUAGAUACUCAUCGAUUACGUAUGGUAAUUAGGCGAGUCUCAAGAGAUAACAAAUCGAAUAACCAAUACUACCAACUCUAGGCAAGUCUCAUUCAUUCUUUCAUUCAUUCGAAUUCAAAUUGCCGGAAUGCACAGCUUAUCAAAUUACGAAUCAAAUCGAUAAUUAUACGUAUAGCCAAUGGAAUAAUCGAUACAUCGAUAAGCUCGCACUCACUCUCUGUGAAAAUUCCAAAAUAACCAAUAACCUACUUUAUGACGAUAAUCUACAUUCACUUAUGAAGUGGUACGAGUACCCCAAUCGUUCCAACUCUCUCACACACACAUAUCCUUAAGUACUCGUAGUGUAUCUUUCAAGACAUAUCAUUGAUGUAUCGCUCCUCUGUAAGCCUCCCAUUACCUUUACCCUCUUACCCACAACCCUUAUAUGUACCUCCUUAUACCUUCCACCCCUUCCUUCUCCUUAUAGUUAUUUCCCUUUGCCCUUCUCUCUUUACAAAUUUUUGACUAGAAUCGUAUAUGAAUAAAUUGAUUUAAUUAGGAAAUAUUUGCUCAAUUAUAGCUACUGCUGCAACAAAUAUCAAAUCGAAUCGAAUUGAAACGAAACGAAAUCGAACAAGAACAAGAACAACUCUUUAAUUAUUGAACGAACAAUUUAAUGUAAUUUACGAUUUACAAUUUUAAUCCACUCGAAAAACUCAAAUCGAAAAUCCCUUAAAAAAAAAAAUAAAAAAAAAAAUAAAAAAAC
This is a messenger RNA of Drosophila miranda, 2372 nucleotides long. Its product is annotated as probable calcium-binding protein CML12. The record is from RefSeq and is a predicted model, not a curated record. Gene Ontology annotation, molecular function: calcium ion binding; enzyme regulator activity. Lineage: Eukaryota; Metazoa; Arthropoda; Insecta; Diptera; Drosophilidae. Bases 145 to 1305 code for a protein of 386 amino acids. The transcript is spliced from 5 exons.